CCCAUUUUAGGCUUGCGCUGCAGCCGUUAAGGCGGGAACCGGCGCGAUCUCUACUCCAGCGCAAGCCUCACCAACCACCGUGCGCGCGGAACUGCAGGCUCGCGCUGGCGGCCUGAGAGCUCGCGCCGAGCCCGGAUACUGCGCCUGCGCCGCAGUGGAGACUCGUCUCUACCGGGUCCGCUCCUCUCCGAUAACCCGGCAACGCCGACUCCUCACCCCUUUGAGCCGCUUGACCAGGGUGCUCUUCUGCCCGCUCUUGGCUAGGCCUCGCUGCUCCAGUGCGGCCUUCAGGUCGGUCACCCGCAGUGCCUGAAGAGGCUUCCCGUCCAGAGUCACCUCCUCCAGCUCCGCCAUCUUGCGUGAGGUACUCGGGUCCGUCCCGACGGCUUCGGGCAUCUUCGGUAAUUUCCGCCAACGCCCUUCGAACGUACUGAGCUGACCCCGCCCACUGCUAGAGCCUACCCCUGGAUUACCACUCAGAACUCCCGGGUUCCUCCGGAAUUGUUCGGGUGUUUCCGAUGCCGCAUCGCCACCAAUCCAUUCUUUCCAUCCGCCCUGCGACUCCACCUUUUUCGCUUGUUUUCAGACUCGGUUAUCUUCGUCUUGCCGAGGCUUUGAAUCGGACCUAUCCGGAAUUUCUCGCCUCUAGUAUAAGCGUAAUCGGUACUAUUCGGCUAUCUCCGGACCUGGCGCGGAGGUGCUGGGGCGCUAGGGUGUUUGGGACUGGUCCGAGGCCGGAAGUACGUGGGCUGCCGGCUGGCUCUGUUUAAGGUUUUCAGGAAACAUGGAAGUUGUGGCAAUGGUUGGAGUCGAAAGGCUCUUGUGAGGCUCUCCGAAGGCUGAAAGGAAAAGGGAGGAUGCCACUGGAAUCACCUUCCUCUUCAGUGCCACUAUCCUUCUCUUCUGUGUUACCCUCAGUACCAGACACUAUUACCAGUUCUUCCCUUCCUCCAAUGUCUUACAUCACUUCCCAGGAGAUGAAGUGUAUUAUUCACUGGUUUGCCAGUUGGUCAGGUUCUCAACGUGAACGUUUUCUGCAAGACUUGGUAGCUAAAGCAGUGCCAGGAAAAUUACAGCCACUGCUGGAGAGUCUGGAGCAGCUUAGUGUAUCUGGACCAAACCGACCACCUUGUAUCUUUGAGUGCCAGCUGCGUCUCUGGGAUCAGUGGUUUCGAGGUUGGGCUGAGCAGGAGCGUAAUGAAUUUGUGAGACAACUGGAAGUCAGUGACCCAGACUUCGUGGCAAAAUUUUACCAAGCAGUGGCUGCUACAGCCGGUAAAGAUUGAUAGGCAUUCAAAUUCAGGAAUAAAACUACAGCUGAUGGAGCUGAGGUCAUGACUCUACAGUGAGAACUCAGUUCAUAUGUGUCAAAUAUUUGGGUGUAGGGGCUGGGGAUUUAGCUCAGCAGUUAGGUGGCUUGCCUUGCAAGUGAAAGGACCUGAGUUCAAUCCCCGGUACCCCCCGACAAAAAAAAAAAUGCUUCUGCACUGCAAAUAUUCGGGUGUGAUAUCCCAGUGAGCUGCCUGAACUUCCUGGAGAACACAGACAUAUUUAUUUCAACUUUAUCAGCGUGUCAACUGGACUCUAUAAAUCUUAUCCAUCUAAGCAAAUCCAGAUCAUGCCAGUCUCCUAGUUUGUUUUCCUAGAGAUGUCAAAAUCUCAAGAAUGUAAUGGCUUUUGAAACAAUAACCAAAAAGAAAACUACGUUAUAUAUAUAACUCAAGCCUACUGCUGGCCUAGGUAAAGAACUGCUCCAGAAACAGGAAAAAAUAAUAAAAGGCAUUUUUAUCAUGUAGCUGAAUUCUGGUUUUAUCACCCUUAGCCAGAGUCUAGCAUAAUUAUGUGACAAUCGCAAUCCAGUUAUGAUUUAGUAAAAUUAUGGAAAAUUAAUAGAGAUAGUUACUUCCUUCACACUGUUUGACUUGCAGUGAAAAAUAAAAAUA
Molecule: messenger RNA, 1943 nt
Organism: Fukomys damarensis (Damara mole-rat)
Lineage: Eukaryota; Metazoa; Chordata; Mammalia; Rodentia; Bathyergidae
Gene: CUNH14orf119
Product: chromosome unknown C14orf119 homolog
Exons: 2
Coding region: 858-1286 (142 amino acids)
Source: RefSeq, a predicted model, not a curated record